GUUAUUUAUUAGAUUAUUCAAUAAAAAAAAUUGCAUAUCCUAGUUGCUUCUCCUUCAUCUGUGCAAUGAAUGAGGGGAUUUCUUAUGUAUUUUUAGCUGUAAAUGACAAUCAGUCAGAUCUGUGUUUUGCCAUUGUGAGUGAUGGGCUUCUAGGAAACUGUGUACAUUAUUUAUAUGAUUAGUCUGCAAGUAUUCACAUAUGUGCUUUUGGUUUGUGAACUGUUGACUCUUUCAAUUCUUUAUUUUCAUCCAUAUUAAUCUGUAAGCACUUUGUUUGGUUCAGAAUACAGAUUGUGACUCUCACAAUAUUUAAACCAAGGAAACUGCAAUAUUGUUAGCUAGCAGAUAAUGCUUGACAACUUGAUGCUCCUAUUCUGUUAGGAUCUCUUACAAAGUACAUCCCUGUGUAUCUUGGAAUAGAGUAGAGAUCCUAUAUUGGUUGAUUGUUGAAGAUGUAUCUGGUAGAGAGCAAAGGAGGUGCCAUAUUUUGCAUGCUGCUUGCACUAUUCUUUUUGGGUACCUGGCCUGCUCUUUUGACCUUCCUGGAAAGACGAGGCCGUCUUCCUCAGCAUACGUAUCUUGAUUAUACGAUUACCAAUCUUUUGGCUGCUGUCAUCAUUGCUUUCACUUUUGGGGAGAUAGGCGAAAGUACAGCUGAGAAGCCUAAUUUUCUAAUUCAACUUUCUCAGGUUAACUGGCCAAGUGUUUUGUUUGCAAUGGCUGGUGGAGUUGUUCUUAGUCUUGGAAACCUCUCAACACAAUAUGCUUGGGCAUUUGUUGGAUUGUCAGUGACUGAAGUGAUCACUGCAAGCAUAACUGUAGUAAUAGGAACAACUUUGAACUACUUCUUGGAUGACAGAAUAAAUAAAGCCGAAAUACUUUUUCCUGGGGUCGGAUGCUUCUUGAUUGCUGUUUGUCUAGCCUCAGGUCUUCAUGCAUCUAAUGCAAAAGAUAAUAAAGCAAAACUUAGUGCUUUGGAAUUUUGUAAGAUAGAUGAAUCUAGGGAUUCAAAAGUUCCUCUUUCUAAAGAAACAAAGUCAAUAGCAGUUGGAAAAGAUCUGGAAAAUGCAGUCGAAAAGACAGAGAAGGCAAAAGUUGGAACUGCAGACUUUCUUCUAGAAAUUGAAAACAGGAGGUCCAUUAAGGUAUUUGGAAAGAGCACAUUCGUCGGUUUGGGCAUAACCUUUUUUGCCGGACUUUGCUUUUCUCUCUUUUCUCCAGCAUUCAACUUGGCAACAAAUGAUCAAUGGGACACUUUAAAAGAAGGUGUCCCUCACUUGAGCGUGUACACAGCAUUCUUCUGGUUUUCAGUCUCUUGUUUUGUGAUCGCCGUCAUUCUGAAUGUCAGUUUCCUGUAUCACCCUGUUCUUAACUUGCCGCGAUCAUCAUUCAAGGAUUACUUGUCCGAUUGGAAUGGAAGACAAUGGGCAUUACUUGCUGGACUUCUCUGCGGCUUUGGAAAUGGUCUCCAGUUCAUGGGAGGUCAAGCUGCUGGAUAUGCAGCCGCAGAUGCAGUCCAGGCACUUCCACUUGUGAGCACAUUUUGGGGGGUUCUUCUGUUUGGAGAGUACCGAAGAUCAUCAAGGAGAACUUAUAUUUUGCUGAAUAGCAUGUUGUUUAUGUUCAUUGUUGCUGUUGGAGUUUUGAUGGCGUCAUCAGGACAUCGGAAAUAACAGCAGGAUACUGAUACUUUUGUCAAGAACAAACAAGUUAUAAGGCAGAUUGCUGAUUUGCUGGUGUAAAUGCAAACACAUUACAAGUUAGAUUAAGCUUCAUAAGAAUGAAAUUGUAACAUAUAUCAGUUGUUAUAUUGGUUAGUUAUUACUGUCACUUGGAUUGCAAAGCAAAACUAAGAAAACAUUCAGGAAUCAUGUAAAAAUACUUCACCAAUGGCCUUUAGUUGAUAGCCAGUAGUAGCAUUUUAUUCAUGUUUUAGACU
Daucus carota subsp. sativus is the source of this 1939-nucleotide messenger RNA. Its product is annotated as ureide permease 2. The coding region runs from base 453 to 1673 and encodes 406 amino acids. Gene Ontology annotation, molecular function: allantoin:proton symporter activity; uracil:monoatomic cation symporter activity. The record is from RefSeq and is a predicted model, not a curated record. Gene Ontology annotation, biological process: nitrogen compound transport. Gene Ontology annotation, cellular component: membrane. NCBI's taxonomy places the organism in Eukaryota, Viridiplantae, Streptophyta, Magnoliopsida, Apiales, Apiaceae. The transcript is spliced from 6 exons.